UGUUGAGCUCUUCUCAUCUGCACGUCUCAGGAAGAGAAGAACAAUGAACCUGUUGUUUUUACUUUGCGUUCUUUGUGUGACCUUUACAGGUUUGUGUGAAGGCAGUGGGGUGUUGGUUGACGAUCUGCUGAAUGCAACUGUAGGAGGGAAGGUGCUAUUCACCACAAAGCUGACGCCACAAGAUCCACCUGUGACUUUCCAAACUGUGAUCUGGAACUUUAAUACUAGUAGAAUAAUAAGCUUCAGCGCAACUGUGAUUAACACUACACCAGGGUAUGAAGACAGGAUCACCCCCUUCAUAUCUAGUGGAUCCCUGGAGCUCAGGAAUUUGGCUCUUACUGACAGUGGAGAAUACAGAGUUAGCAUUAUAACAUCUGACCUUAACAGUCAAUCAGGAAGCACCACACUGAUGAUAUAUGAGCCAGUCUCCAAUGUGAUGACAACAACCAGCAGCCCAGACUUGGUAGAGUUCAUCAGCUCCGUCCAUCUGUCCUGCUCCUCCUCUGGAACUUCGCUCUCCUUCCUCUGGCUGAACGGCAGCUCAGAGUUCACAGCCAGCGACAGAGUCACUGAUGAGGGCUCCAAACUCACUAUUUUCAAUGUGACCCGUUACGACCAGGGACCGUUUAGCUGUCGUGUCGUAAAUCCUGUCAGUAACGUCACCAGUGAUCCAGUGUUCCUCUCCGUCAGCUUUGGCCCAGAAAAUACAAGAUUAAAUCUGUCUCAAUCUCAACUUUAUUAUGAGGACGGCUCAAACGUCAGCCUGACGUGCUCAGCUGUCUCCAGACCUCCUGCUCACUUUCAGUGGAUUGGAGACAAACUGUCUGUUUCUGGACCAGAGCUCAAACUGCUCAACAUUAAAAUGAACCAGACUGGGAACUACAGCUGUGAGGCCUCUAACAACAAAACUCACAGAAGUCAGACAUCUCAGCCUGUAUUCAUCUCUGUACUACAGAGAAUAUCAGGUGCUUCUGUCAAAUCCACAGCAAACCCGGCAGUUGAGGGAAACUCUGUGAACCUAACCUGUGAGGCCGCUGGCUCAGUCUUCAGCAGACAGUGGAUGAUAAACGACUCCGAUCUGAUCCAGACCGACACCAUGACACUUAACAACGAAAAGAGCGUGUUGUCUUUUCAGCCACUGAAGAGAACGAACAACGGAAAAUAUUCCUGCAAAAUCACGAACCCCAUCAACAGUGAUAAGGCUGAAUACAACAUGGUUGUAAACUACGGACCAGGAAGUGUCCAAAUCACUGGUCCACAUGAGAUAAAUGUGAAACACACCUUAACAUUAACCUGCUCCGCUGAGUCCACACCAUCGGCUACUUACACCUGGUUUCUGAACAAGACAGAGAUACUCAGCCAUUCUGCCGUGUUCACUAAAGACGUCACUGAGUUUUCUGACGGUGGAUCCUACACCUGCACAGCAACGAAUUAUGUAACAGGGAGAAGGUCAACCGCAGAACAUGCAUUGUCCGUGAUAGUCAAACAACCUCCAAGUUGUAACUCUGGUUGCAUUGCUGGAAUAGUAAUCGCUUGCUGUCUCAUCGUUGGACUUUGUGCUGGUGGAUUAUAUUUUGUUUCUCGAAGAAGAAAACAGCAAAACAAUCUGUCUCAUGGAGACACCAGAACUGGUUCUACAGGAGGUGGAAGGCAGAACAACGUGGCAUCGUCAAGUAAUCAGGAUGAGAUCUAUGAAGACAUUGAUUUGGAGCAACCAAGGGAGGCCGCUCCACAGUCUGCUCGUCUCAUCUGCACAUCUCAGGAAGAGGGAACAAUGAACCUGUUGUUUUUACUUUGCGUUCUUUGUGUGAUCUUUACAGGUUUGUGUGAAGGCUUUGGGGUGUUGGUCGACGAUCUGCUGAAUGCACCUGUAGAAGGGAAGGUGCUAUUCACCACAAAGCUGACACCACAAGAUCCACCUGUGACUAUCAACCUUGUGUUGUGGAGCCUUUAUCUUAGUCCCAUAAUAUCCUUCAGCGCAGGUGGGAACACAGUUACACCAGGGUAUGAAGACAGGAUCACCCUCUUCAUAUCUACUGGAUCCCUGGAGCUCAGGAAUUUGGCUCUUAAUGAAAGUGGAGAAUACAGAGUUACCAUUAUAACAUCUGGUGAAACCCACUUAGGAAGCACCAGACUGAUGAUAUAUGAGCAAGUCUCCAAUGUGAUGAUAACAACCAGCAGCCCAGACUUGGUAGAGUUCAUCAGCUCCGUCUAUCUGUCCUGCUCCUCCUCUGGAUCCUCGAUCUCCUUCCUCUGGCUGAACAGCAGCUCGGAGGUCACAGCCAGCGACAGAGUUCAGCUCACUGAUCGGGGCUCCAAUCUCAUUAUUUUCAAUGUGACCCGUUACGACCAGGGACCGUACAGCUGUCUUGUGGUAAAUCCUGUCAGUAACGGCACCAGUGAUCCAGUGUUCCUCUCCGUCAGCUUUGGCCCAGAAAAUACACGUUUAAAUCUGUCUCCAUCUCAACUUUAUUAUGAGAACGGCUCGAACGUCAGCCUGACGUGCUCAGCUGACUCCAGACCUCCUGCUCACUUUCAGUGGAUUGGAGGCGAACUGUCUGUUUCUGGAGCAGAGCUCAAACUGCUCCACAUUAAAACGAGCCAGACUGGGAACUACAGCUGUGAGGCCUAUAACAACAAAACUAAGAGAACUCAGACAUCUCAGCCUGUAUUCAUCUCUGUGCUACAGAGAAUAUCAGGUGCUUCUGUCAAAUCCACAACAAACCAGGCAGUUGAGGGAAACUCUGUGAACCUAACCUGUGAGGCCGCUGGCUCAGUCUUCAGCAGACAGUGGAUGAUAAACGGCUCUGAUCUGAUCCAGACCGACACCAUGACACUUAACAGCGAGAAGAGCGUGUUGUCUUUUCAGCCUCUGAAGAGAACGAACAGCGGAAAAUAUUCCUGCAAAAUCACGAACUCCAUCAACAGUGAUAAGGCUGAAUACAACAUGCUUGUAAAAUGUUCUACAGGAGGUGGAAGGCAGAACAGCGUGGCAUCGUCAAGUAAUCAGGAUGUGAUCUACGAAGACAUCGAUUUCUUAAAGAACCAAGAGGGUGGGACGGUGCAGCCAGAGUUAGAGAAAAACUCCUCCUAA
Messenger RNA from Limanda limanda (common dab), 3094 nucleotides. RefSeq names its product carcinoembryonic antigen-related cell adhesion molecule 5-like. Lineage: Eukaryota; Metazoa; Chordata; Actinopteri; Pleuronectiformes; Pleuronectidae. The transcript has 17 exons. Bases 44 to 3094 code for a protein of 1016 amino acids. The record is from RefSeq and is a predicted model, not a curated record.